Molecule: messenger RNA, 1709 nt
Organism: Candidula unifasciata
Lineage: Eukaryota; Metazoa; Mollusca; Gastropoda; Stylommatophora; Geomitridae
Source: the annotation of a GenBank genome assembly
UAACAAUGCUGGGUGGCCUUGCAGCCGGAGACCUCAGUUCGAUCAGAGCACCAUGGGCUUCUGCCUGCCACUCAAAGUCAUUGAAUACACUAUCAUAUGCUAGAUCUGUGAGUGCACUAGAUGUCAGGGUCUCCAGCCAAGCCAGGUCUGUGAGUGCGCAAGACUCCAAGGACCCCAGGUCUGUGAGUGCACUAGAUGUCAGGGAUCCCAGGUCUGUGAGUGCACUAGAUGUCAGGGACCCAGUCCAUGCUAGAUGUGUGAGUCCACUAGAUGUUAAGGAUCCCAGGAGUGUGCCAUGGGGACAUCGACCAAAAUCCACCCCAGUGACCAGGGAUCCACGCCUCCAGACGAUCCAGCAGUCCUCAAGGAAAGUUGGCAGACCCCAGACUGCCAUGUUAUCUGGGCACACAGGGUGUGACAGAGUUCGACAACUGGAACUUGAAUCAACACAACAAUACAAACUAAGAAGUCAUCUCCCCUUGAAACGGUCUAAACCACCUUCAUGGCAGAAGAGUUCCAAUGUUCCGGUGACACAACUGCUGCUCGGUCAGGGGUACAUCUUGUCAAAAACUAAAACCAGUAGCCAUGUCACUCUCAAAGAUGAGUUCUUUGAGACUUCAGCACAGGAGAGUUCCAGGAGAAAGAUACACACAGAUGAUACCAGAGACAAACUGAUGGAGCAACUUCAGCAACAGAUCACUGACCUUGCCCUCUAUUUGGAGGAAGAAAGGCUCAGUCACAAGCAGACCAAACACAAGGCUGAGCAAAUCCUGAAAGAUAAAAUAGAUCAAAUGACAUCACAGUUUCAAGAUCAAAUCAGGGAUCUGAAAACUGAGCACCAAGAGGAGUUGUUGCAGCAGAAGCAGAAGUUACAAGCGGAACACACCGAAGUGCGGAACACUUUGGAAAAUCAGAUCAGUCACAUGGCAAAGGAGAUUGAGUUCUUACAAAGUGCUUUUGAGACUUAUAAAGGCACCCUACAGACAGAAGCCAGCCAGAAGUCCAGCACCUCUGAAGAGAAGCGCAAUUUCCAUUCUGCUGAAGAAAAACAGCAGGCUAUUCAUGAAAUCAAAAGCAAACUCAUCCAGGAGUGGAAUCAAGAGAGAAGCAACCUUGCCAGAGAACACCAGAAAGCCAUUGAAGCAAUGCGUCAACAACACAAACAGGAAAUGGAUAGUCUGGUAUAUCGAUUUUCUAAUGCAGCAGCAGACCUGGAGAAGUUGAAGGAAACCACUGAACUGUUAGAGGAAACCAAGUCUGAGUUGCAGUCCUUGAAAGACAGUUACAGCACAGUCUGUCAGCAACUGGCCAGUGUAACUGACCAGCUCAGGGACGCGAAAGUACGGCUUGUGGAUUUUGAGGAGAGAUUUGAAGAAAAGGUGUCACAGAUUGAUGCCAAGUACACACAAAAACUGCAAGAGCUAAUGACACAGAAUACAGAGCUUAAACGUUUGUUUGUCCAGAAAUGUGGAGAACUUUUCGAUGAGAAAGCCAACUCAGAUUACAAGAGAGUUCAGCGAGUCAAGUCUGCCAGGGAAACCUUGCAGAUGUUGGUAAAGUCAAAGCAGCGAGCAAAUCUCAGCAUCGCAUUAGGCGCACCAGCACAGAAGAUCAAAUGUUAUAAGAAUCGGCCUCUCAGUGCACCUGGCACUAGAGAGGACACAAGAGCAGCAUAUGACAGUGCUGGCCAGGUGGAACUGCAUCGCUAG